Messenger RNA from Dracunculus medinensis (Guinea worm), 1227 nucleotides. The record is from the annotation of a GenBank genome assembly. NCBI's taxonomy places the organism in Eukaryota, Metazoa, Nematoda, Chromadorea, Rhabditida, Dracunculidae.
AUGCUUAUUAAUCGUUUUAAUCUACAAAAUAUGAGAAAAGAAUGUUUAAAAAACAGGUUUAUUUGCAGUUUGGUAUAUAAAAGUAAAAUGCAGACAGACAAGAUGAUAUUUGAUAUGAAAUGUUCGAGUAUUGGUUGCACGAAUACUGCUAAAUUAAAAUGUCCAACUUGCUUAAAACUUGCUUUAAAGGAUUCCUUUUUUUGUUCACAAGAAUGUUUCAAAAGCAACUGGAGCACACACAAAAUUAUUCAUUCUACGACAACAAAUAUAAGUGGUUAUAAUCCAUGGCCAAAUUACAGAUUCACUGGAAUUUUGCGUCCUGCAAUAGUGACUCCAACACGUAUCGUUCCAGAAAAGAUAGCUCGACCCGAUUAUGCCCUUCAUCCUGAGGGUAUAUCGUAUGAGGAACGAGCUGCUCGAAAGAUAAUUGAGCCAAAGGUACUAAAUGAUGAAGAAAUAGAAAAUAUGAGAGUAGUUUGCAAAUUGGCUCGAGAAGUCCUUGAUGAAGCCGCCCAUAUUUGUGCUCCUGGAGUUACAACGGAUGAAAUUGAUAGAGUAGUUCAUGAAGCUUGCAUUGAAAGAGAUUGUUAUCCUUCUCCACUUGGAUAUUAUCGAUUUCCCAAAAGCGUUUGUACAUCAGUAAAUGAAGUGAUUUGUCACGGAAUUCCAGAUAUGCGACCUUUAGUUAAUGGUGACAUUUGCAAUGUCGAUGUUACCGUUUAUCAUCGUGGAUUCCACGGAGAUCUUAAUGAAACAUUUCUUAUCGGUGAUAAAGUUGAUGAAGAAUCGAGAAAGCUGGUAAGAGUAACUUAUGAAUGUCUCCAAGAAGCAAUUAAAAUUGUGCGACAAGGAACCAAAUUUCGUGAUAUUGGAAAUAUUAUUCAAAAACAUGCGAACAGUAACGGAUUUUCCGUAGUAAAAACUUACUGUGGCCAUGGAAUUCAUCGGUUAUUCCACACAGCGCCAAAUGUUCCUCAUUAUUCAAAAAACAAGGCUGUAGGCGUUAUGAAAGCUGGAAAUACAUUCACAAUUGAACCAAUGAUUAAUGCUGGCUCAUAUAACGAUGAUCGGUGGCCUGAUUCUUGGACUGCGGUUACGGCUGAUGGUAAACGCUCUGCUCAAUUCGAACAAACACUUCUUGUGACGAAAACUGGUUGUGAAGUAUUAACAGCAAGGAGUACGGGGAGACCAUGGUUUAUAGACCAACUUGAAAAAAAUUAUGGAUGA